This is a messenger RNA of Daphnia pulicaria, 512 nucleotides long. RefSeq lists its product as uncharacterized. The coding region runs from base 15 to 458 and encodes 147 amino acids. NCBI's taxonomy places the organism in Eukaryota, Metazoa, Arthropoda, Branchiopoda, Diplostraca, Daphniidae. The transcript has 2 exons. The record is from RefSeq and is a predicted model, not a curated record.
CUACAUGACUACGUAUGCUGCCCAUCCUACUACACCGAAGCUCCCAAGUUUCCGCUUAUUACUCCACCAAAACGGUCGAAUACUACACCGAAGCGCCAAAGUACUACUCUGCCCCGAUCUACACAACCACAACUGAGGCGGCCAAGUAUUACGCAGUCCCGACUUACUUCACAGAAGCUGCCCUUUCGUACUACAUCGAGCGGAAAUACUACAGUGAUGCUCCAUUUUACUUCACCACAACCUACGCUACACCUAGCUACAACACCGCAGUCCCCAAGUACUACACCGAAAAAGCCGCCCAUUACACAACCACAUGCCUGGUAUACCACAUCGAGGAAUUUAAGUAUUACCCUGCUCCAAACUACUACCAUCUGAGGUUCAUAUGUAUUAAACCCGGAAAUUCUCCCGACUAUGUCACCACUACUUAUGUUGCUCAUACCUAUACAUCGAAGUUCUGAAGUAUUUCUCUGGAUGUGUUGAAAGAUUGCUGAAAUACAAGAUUGAUCGAUAAA